This is a messenger RNA of Macrosiphum euphorbiae (potato aphid), 321 nucleotides long. The record is from the annotation of a GenBank genome assembly. Lineage: Eukaryota; Metazoa; Arthropoda; Insecta; Hemiptera; Aphididae.
AUGCCAAAACAUCCAAAAAAGAAACUUUCUUGCCCGCUUACUAUGGUAAGAUAUUAUUGUGAUAUACUCGAUUAUCCUACUACCUAUAUAUGGGUUUGUAAAAUUUGCUUGAGAAUGAUAUUGAGCGAAGAAGCUGUUUCAAAUCAUUUGAACAAUUGCAGUAAAAAACAUAGACAGUCGAACCAAGCUCCACCUAUACCAACCAAAAAAAAUGAAGAUUUGUCUUACAUAUGUGAGUAUUGCGGCAGGGUAUUUUCAAGGAGAGUUAAGCUAAAGAAGCAUCAUAUAGAUGUCCAUGAAAAAUCAUCAAGUCUAUACUAA